This is a messenger RNA of Amorphotheca resinae ATCC 22711, 2445 nucleotides long. RefSeq lists its product as hypothetical. Gene Ontology annotation, molecular function: DNA-binding transcription factor activity, RNA polymerase II-specific; DNA binding; zinc ion binding. The transcript has 5 exons. Gene Ontology annotation, biological process: DNA-templated transcription; regulation of DNA-templated transcription. Gene Ontology annotation, cellular component: nucleus. The record is from RefSeq and is a predicted model, not a curated record. The coding region runs from base 50 to 2335 and encodes 761 amino acids. Lineage: Eukaryota; Fungi; Ascomycota; Leotiomycetes; Helotiales; Amorphothecaceae.
GGCGCCCCUGCAGCGUCCUUCGAGGCCGCCGCCGCCGCCAUUGGAUACAAUGAGGGCGUAUAGAGCGUGUCUCAACUGCAGGAAUCGCAAGAGCAGGUGUGACUUGGACAUCAAUGCGGGCAGGCCACCUUGUCGGAGAUGUCAACGAGAAGCACGAGAGUGUGUCUUAGGAGAGAGUCAUCGAGGGGGACGGCGGGUAAGAAAGAAGCCAAAGCUUGACGGAGACGCCGCAUCGAAUGGUAGUCCCGCGCAAUCUCAGCCAUCGAAUCUCUCAACGCCAACAGGCCCAACACAGUACAGUCUCCUUCCGGGCCACAACACCCCCCAGCAAUCCCAACCUUUCAAUCAUUACGAUAAUCGACAAGAACCUUCCUUUGCCUGGCAACAUUCAACACCCACGAACGCGUCUGCGUCAGAUACCACAACUACCUCGAGGCAGACGGAACAAACGAAUAUUACAAGUCCACAAAGCAUUGCCGCAUAUGAUGAGCGUGCAGGAUCAACCCUUGAUCUGUCUACAAAACAUGGAGAGCGACCAGGUGUACAUGAAAACAUAGCAUCAGUGGAUCUCCAGAAUCCAUCAGAUGCACUUGAGAUAUUAGCGCAAGUUGCAGAUCGAGCAGAAGAUGGGGAUACUUUUGAGGCUGAGCAACAAGAAAUUCAGUCAAGUGAACCGAGGUCUGCCCCCGGGGGGCGGGAACCCGGUCCCCCGAAGAUGGAGGAUUACUUCCAUUACAAGCCUUUCCAGGAUGGUUUCAUAAGCCCGGAGAUGAUAUAUCAUUUGUUCUCGAAUUACGAACAGUUCUUCAAUCCAUAUUUCCCUAUCAUACCCCGCGAAACUUUUGAUCGGACGAGGCUUCCAUGGCUCUCACGUCACGAACCUCAUCUGUUUUCGGCCAUCCUUACUAUUGCAUCAAAAGAUGAUGAACGGGUGCACCAAGUAUGCUAUGAUCAUAUGCAGCAGCUGGUCUCCAUGAUUUUGGCUGGAGCAGAUGCAAAUGUGGAAGCGGUUGAAGCUAUGCUGCUCUUAUCUCAAUGGGUAUCUCACCGGCCGCAAGCUGAAAUUGCUGUUGGUCGAGGUGAAGAAGAUAGAGUCGCCUGGAUGUAUAUCGGUACGGCGCUGAGGCUUGGAUACUUUCUUGGGAUCGAUCGAACUUCGUUCAAAAAUUAUGGUCACGAGGAUGCCUCCAAGUUCAACCGGAUGCGAUUAGCUUGGUCGGCGUGUUAUAUAUGCGAUCGGCUAAUCUCAGUCCGUCUGGGAAAAGGGUUUUGGGCUCGAGGUCCCGGUCCACUGUCAGGCUUGAAGUCGGACGACUUCCCAACACUGCAACCCCGUUCGCCGAACGAGGAUAAUUGGGCUUUGAUCUUUCAGGCAAAUCUGGAAAUAACGCAGAUAUUUUCGAAUGUUCAUGAUAUUCUCUACUCGUCAAAGGGUCACGGCUGGAAGGAGAUGCUGGAGGGACGAUAUGCGAAGUAUUUAGAUGACUUCCGGACUAGCAUCAGAAGUUGGAAUGAUGUGUGGGGUACAUUAAUAUGUUCUUCUCGUUUAAAAGCAAGCUUGCUACUGACCUAUGACUAUCUAAGACUUUAUGUCAACGCCUUCGCAUAUCAAGCUACCAUAUCGCGUGCUUUGACGUUCCAGAGAGACAGCCAGCAUACUCCCAAUCGCCCCUUGCCUCUGAUUAACGCUUCGGCUCCAGACGCAAGAUUCAUCUAUGAAGCCCUGGAUGCAGCGAAGUCGUUGCUCUCAACAUUUAACAACUUUGUCGAACCCGAAACACUGCGCUACAUGCCAUCAUCAUACUACCUCUUCAUAAUCUACAGUGCCGUAUUUCUCUACAAAGCCAGAUCUACCACGACGAUGACAGAUGAAGAACGUACCGGUGUCCGCCGCAUGAUCAACCAAACCAUUGAUCGACUGCAAAAGUCUUCCGUAGGCGCAAAUCAGAUGGGCUCUCGCUAUGCCCGACUCCUGCAACUCCUCUGGCGCAAAGCACCCAAACCAGCCGAUCCUCGCAACAUGUCUACGCCGCAAGUUCCAGAUGACCGAUACAAACGCUCGGGAAUAAAUGCCUCGUCCCCUCAGCCGAGGUUUAACCCCAACCAGUUCAACAUGGGGGACAUAAACAGUGUUGGUAUGACACCCAGUGGGACAUUCAGUUGGUUGGAUCUAGGUGCGACUUGGAACUUUGCCACGCAGAAUAAUGGAAGUCAUAGUGUUAGUUCAGGGGAGGUGGAUGACGGGCUGCUGGAUACAGGAAUGAGUCCUUUUGAUAUGAGUUUGUUGACAGAUUACUCGCUGUUGGAGGGCGAUAAUCCGAAUUUGCUUUUCUAAUGUAGCGCGUAGCUUUAUGGGUGGGAGGGAAUUCCUGCGGUUUCUGGGCGAACAAAAGGUAUGGGGGUUCAUGAUCUGGCGCCCGGGUAGUAUGAGAAGGUUAAGUGGGA